This is a messenger RNA of Girardinichthys multiradiatus, 6134 nucleotides long. RefSeq lists its product as uncharacterized. The record is from RefSeq and is a predicted model, not a curated record. NCBI's taxonomy places the organism in Eukaryota, Metazoa, Chordata, Actinopteri, Cyprinodontiformes, Goodeidae. Gene Ontology annotation, biological process: regulation of transcription by RNA polymerase II. The transcript is spliced from 5 exons. Gene Ontology annotation, cellular component: nucleus. Gene Ontology annotation, molecular function: DNA-binding transcription factor activity, RNA polymerase II-specific; RNA polymerase II cis-regulatory region sequence-specific DNA binding. The coding region runs from base 337 to 4878 and encodes 1513 amino acids.
GGAAGUAGACACGUUUUAGCCACUUUAUUGUGGCAUUGUUUAUCACGCAAUGGGUCGUCUUUAGUUUCGGAGGUUCAUGUUAACUCAGAGGUCAUUUGUUACUGGCAUAGGUUUUAAUUGUUUAGAUGAUAUAAAACUAGAAUUUAGGACAAUAGUUUGUGACCGGAUAUUGCCUCAACAGAUCGUCAAUUGAUGUGCGUCACACAAAGCAGAGACCGCGUCCUGUCCGUGUGAAGGAGCCAUAUUGGGUUAGCCGCUUAUGCCCUGUUUUAAUGCUUCCUUUCUACAAGUGAACUCGUUUUUGACACAAACUGAGGGAUUUCAGGGUAUAUCAAGAUGUCGGCGGAUGAUUUUCAGUCGAAGUAUGCCUCCGUUAUGGAAAGCAUGUUGAAGAGCGCCAUCGCAGAGACCACGAAACUUUUUGAAAACAUGGUAGAUGAGCUGAAAGCAGAAAUCUCACAGAUCAAGAAGGAGAACGAGGACCUGAAGACGAGAUGUUUCCAAUAUGAAACUGCCAAAAGCAAACCGGAUGCUCUCCCAGGAGAAAGUCUCUCUAUUACAGAACCAGGCGACGCCUCUGAGAAAUGCGAUACUGCUGUACAGUGUGAUCUCGUUCCUUGCCGGACAAUUCUGGUGGAGGAGUGUGAACCAUUAGUGCACACUCAACUGGAAAGGCAAGCCCAACAAUACAGCUAUGAGUGGAACAACUACAGUUUACAGGAGCACAACUAUGUCAGUUAUAGAGACAGAACUUCUCAGAUGGAAUUUGUAGUUGUCAAAAAAGAGGAAUCUCAUUGUGAUUCUUCUCUGCAGUCCCAAUUGAAGCAAGAAAAUGAUGACCCCGAUGUGGCUUGUGGACAAGUCUUGGGUAAUAAAAUAAGUUCAUUUGGGGCUUCUGUUGGUGGAGCUGAUAUUGGAGGACCAAAUAUAAACAAUUCUUCAGCUGAACACGUAACAGUACCUCGGAAAAGUAAAAACCAAGUAGUUCUACAAUUACCUUGUUCAGAAACAAACAAUUCACAGAUUGCCCAGAACCAGUCCACUGACAUACAGCAUUCCUUGGUUAUUUCACUUAAAGAUGCUCUGAGGGAUGAUAUUAAGGAAGAGGCUGAAAUAGUAGAAGUGGCAGAACGGGAGCUCUCAACAUCUGGAGACAAACAAAUGGUUCCUCAAGCAUGUCGCAUGGACAGUGCAACAACUCAUAAUGAGCAAAGUCCAUUGCAGUCUGCAUCAGUCAGCACACAAAUGGCAAGUGUGGAAUUAAACAGUAAAGUCUCGGGAGGUGAAGCUAAUUCCAAGCCUAAUUCUUCAUCGGGUCGCAGAAGAGGACGACCACCAAAGAAAACAAAGCAAAAAGAAGCUAUUCCUUCAUUAACUGAUAAAGGUCCAAAUCACCAGGUGGACUUAACUUCUUACCCGCUGAUGGGGUCUUUAACACAUCCAUCACCUCCUUUGGUGACGGUAACGUCAUCCGUCAGCAAUUUAUCGGUCAAAGAGAGUUCAAAUAUUUCUUUUGAGGGCACCAACACAGAAGUUGAAUCUUUGAGUAGCAGCUUUUCUGGAGAGCAACCCAUCGUUAAAUUGCAAGAGCGUUGCCCAGAAGUGGGAAAUGAUUCAACAGCAGAUAAAACGCCGAACAUCUCAAUAGACGUGACCCCACGAGCAUCCUCAAGUUUGCUCAAAGGUUGCCAGACUUCUGUUAGCCUUCAAGAUGCCUUGCUGCUCGUCGAAGCCAUGAAUCAGUCGACUAUGGAAAAUGGUGUAUCCCCACUAAAGGUCCCAUCACAGCCUCAGAUAGAGUCCAGUUCUGCUUCCUCUGUGGGUUGCUUUAAAACAGUAGCUGAGACUCCAACAGCACAACAGAGCACUGAAACACGGCUCACGUCAGCUCAAAAUUCACCUGUCUCUGCCAACUUAACAGCCGAAGAUGCAUCUAAAGAGGUAGACCAUCAAAACGUUGUCAUGCCGCAAUCAUCAAAUUUACCUGCCCCUCUGAGCUGCACUGCAUCAUUGUCAUCUUUAUCAUCAACUGUUGUAACUCAGACUGUCAUACAGUCACUUCCACUUCCUUUAAUCAAUAUUCCACCACCCAGCAAAGGGCCUCGUACAAUAAUUAUUCUCCCAAGACCUUCUCUUGCUUCUGAUAAUGCCAAAGCAGGGUCUCAAACCCUACAUAGUUCGGUUAACUCAGCAACAAUGAACAAAUGUAAUCUACCUCCUUCAUCUACAGCAGAAGCAUUACCUCACGAAAGACCUGCCCUUUCCUCAGUUCCCCAAAAAACUAUUAAAGUUGUCUACAGGAAACAGGAUCAUGUCAUUCCUUUACAGUCAAACACCAUCUUAAAAGAUCGCCAGGAUGUGGCACCUCAGACAAUAACUAUUGUUUCAAAACCGAUACCAUCUGUGGUCUCUAGAGAACAUGAGCCAAUUUCUCCUUCAGUAAAGGAGGACAAGAGCAAACUAAGAGAUUCUGUUCCUCCAGAAUCAUCAAAACAGUUGAUAUCUGAGUUACAAGAAUCAAGUUUAUCUUGUUCAAAUCAUGCAAUAUUAUCUGAAAAAAUAAAUGAUACAAAUGAUGACCUCAACUCUUCUGGCCAAAUUCCCUCUAUUGUUGAAUGUAUAUUAGCUCCCAGACAAGAACAUUCAGGUCCAGAACAACCAGCUGACCAAGUACAAUCAUCAGUGUCUUCAUCAUUACCCCAAGCUACUGAAUGCAAACUGAGUGCAGUGGUCAGAUUAACUCGUCUCCCGUUUUUCAUUUCAACCAAAGAACCAGUCUUAAUGUCAACGCUGAUAUCAAAAGGUAUCGUCCAAGGAAAGCCAUCAUCUUCUCAUGUCUCAGAAGAGGAACCUGUUGACAAUUACCUGCACUCACCAGGGCCCAGUACUCCAGAUCGACAAACUCCUGAUUUGGAGCAGGACAUUUUAUGCAGGGAUAUGGAGGAUGAACAAGAAGAUGCAAUCAUAACAGAGAAGGAUACAUCUCACCCUCACAUUCAGAUGAGUAAAACUCAGUUUCUGGCCAAACUCUCUGUAUCACCCUUGGAAAACAAGUCCAACGCUAAUGAAAGUUCAAAUGCCAAAGGAACCAAAUCCAUUGUCUCCCGUCUACGAUGUCAUCUACAGGCUCAUUUGGAAGCAAAAAGAAGUUCUACCAAAAAGGUUGCAGAAACAGAAAUGAAGACCGACAACAAAAACAAGAAACCACGGUUAAAUGUUGAAGACAUAAUUGAAGAACCAGAUCGAACUCUUAGUAUUGUUUCUCCGAAAAAGAUCUCUUGUACACAGAGAUCAGGACCGCACAAAGUUAGUGGUGAACCAGAUAACAUUUCUACAAUGUCUGGAUCUACAAAUGAAUCAUCUAAUGCAGGUUAUAAGAAGCCCAGUUCAGGCAGACAUUGUCUAGGUUCAAAAAACAUGAAGUCUUCCUCUGAGUGUUCAAGGCAGUCAAGCUCUCCAAAAGAAAAUACAACCAUGAAAAUAACUAAAUCAACAUCUGUGAGCCCGAGGACGUCCUCAUCAGAUGAAAAUAAUACAAUUUCAAGAGCCAUUUCUGUCAGUCACGAGAGACCCACCAGUAUAAGUUCUAAAAUAACAUCUGAUGUUUCUACCCCUAAAAGUACAAAAUCCAGUUCAUUGACUCCUAAGAGGUUACCAAAAGUAGCUUUUAGCCUUGAAAAGACUAAAUCUAGUGCAGUUGAAAACAGCUCAAGCCAUGGGAUGUCUGGCACCCCAAGCUGCUCUACUCCACAUAAAUUCAAGCCCAGGACAAAACCAAUGAAAAGAGAAUCCAGUUCUUUCAGUCCCAGGAGGUAUAUCGUGGAUGCAGAUGGGUCCAUUACUGAAACAACUAAGCGUGAACCCAAAUCCCCCAGUCUCAAGCAUCGUAAAAUGGCAAAACGAGUCGCCAAUCCCCAAAUGUCUGGAGAAUCCAAUCCUAAGAAACCCAGACCACUUCAAGGUCACCCUGGUCGGAAAAUAAACCAUAAAGUUGUAAAUGCCAGGAAAUUGACCAAUGAGGCUAAAGGCAAGAGGAGGGUUGGAAAAAAAAGAGGUAGCUAUAAAAAAAAGAAACUGGAGUUACCAGUGAUUCAGUCAGGGGUUUUAAAGAAGUGUCAAGCUAAAGUGUGGUACCCUCCUACGCUACCACCCAAUGAAAAACCUAUUACAGAUAUAAUAAGACCACCACCUCUAAAGGUAGAAUACAGAGUUCCUAAUAUACCCUUCAGUGCUCCACCUAUUGUAUCGCCUUUACAGCCAUUGGCUGUCAUCGGCAGGCAUCUCCUGAGGAACCAGUGUGGGGAAUGCGGCCGUGUUUUUAGCAACACCAAUGCACUUGAGAGCCAUGUUGGUCUCCAUAAAAUAUACCGUCCUUUCUCCUGCAAACUCUGCGGGAAGUACUUCCCAGACGCCAAGACAUUUAAACGCCACGAUCGGGUGCAUCGCAAUGGCAGGAUCCACGUCUGCCAGCAUUGCGGUAAGGGCUUUGUUUACCGUUUUGGUCUUAGCAAACACAUCCAGAUGGUCCAUGGCAGGAUAAGACCUUUUAUCUGCCAGGUAUGUGGCAAAGGUUUCUACACGAAACGUGAUGUAGAAAUCCACAUACGGAUCCACACCGGAGAGAAACCUUUUCAAUGUGACAUCUGUCAAAGAAGAUUUACGAGGAAAGUGGAGUUAAAUGUGCAUUUGAGAUGGCACAAUGGAGAAAAGAGACAUUGGUGUCAAUAUUGUGGAAAAGGAUUUUUGGAUUACAACAACCUGAAAAGACACAGAUAUACCCACACUGGGGAGAAACCAUAUUCCUGCCCGCACUGCCCCAAGAACUUCACUCAGACCGGUCACCUGAAAAAGCAUGUUAAAAGUGUGCAUCAAAAAUAAGAUUGGUAUAAAUUAAAAAACAGGGUACAACCCUAUUCCCCUCAGUACAGUAGUGAUUUGUAUAGUAGGAGAUAAGAAAUUGAGCAAAUCUUCCAUGUUGUGUUCAUCAGAUGGUAAUUCUUUUUCUCUUAUUUGAUUUUAGUUGAGACUUGAUGCAACAAAAAUAUCUACAAUGUUUACAGUUUUAGGGACGGGUCAAAUUUUCCUUUAAAAAAAGAAAUGAAGGUAAAAGUAAUUCUUGUUUAUGCAUGCAAGGGUUUAGCAAAAUAAAACAAAAAUGGGUGGUUGCAAACUGUUUAAAACUAAGAUCCAAGUUGCAAAGUGUAAAAUGUGAAUAUAGGUGCAUUGUCACACUAAAAUUCAAUAGAAUUUGCACAAAAUAGAUGUAAUUAUUAGAAGGUAGGUUGAUGUUUUAUUUGUUUUAAACUGUGAUUUUAAUGGCACAGUGUGCUUUUAAUAGUGUAGAUAAAACAUACAGAAUAUGUGAAUUUCCCAGAAUCUGCAUGUUGUACCUGAGUUUUUAUUUUUUUCAAUUAUAUGAUACCUAAAUAUUUGACUCGCUUUUCCUUACACAAACACAAUAAAGGAAAAUAUUUUACAGGAAUUAAUAACGUGACAUUGGAAUUUAAACCAGCAAUAAACGUAUCAUUUUUAAAAAUGUAAUUUUUCUUCAUAUUUGAGAGGAUUUUAAUAUUGCAAUUGUUUUUUGUUUUUUUUAUUACAUAGCUUUGUUAGCCAUAGUGUUGUUUAGCAGUUGAAUUACGCUGGUUGUGCAGUAAUUCAACAAGUAUUUAAGCAUUUCGUGUCGACAUCAGAAGAGCUGCGAACCUUCUCCUUUGUGGUUAACACCUGUUAACCCUACUUAUGGCCAGAAUCAAAAACAUUGGCUUGUAAUUCACGUAGGUGUCAGGAUAGGAACUGUUUGAGCAGAAAAAAAGUCUGCUUAUGUUUGAUAUCUAAGUGUGUGAUUUAUGUUUAUUUUGAGCACUUCGGCACUGCUUCAGUGUCUGCUAUUUCGAUUAAAGACCUAGGAAAAGUGUUAAGUUAAUCUAAUACUUUAAUUAUUGUUGGAUUGCAGAGUCAUACUUUAAAUUACCUGAGAUUUUUCUUUCAGCACACAAGAUAUUAUGUUUAAUAAAACAGACUUAAUAUGUAAGUGUGGAAGGUAUUUGUAUAUAAUGUAAGUUUACUGAUUUUUUUUGUCCAUUUCAGAUGGAUAUUUUGUUUGAAGAAACAAUAAAUGAAACGUACAAAGA